GGUGGGAUAGAGUUGCCAUCGAAAAGCGGAAGUCCCCACCCAGCCUGGCAGGAACUUCCGGCCCCGAUUGCUUGGGUCUUCUGUGGCCUGAGUGGGGCGGCGGAGGCGGGAUGGUUCUGCUGGAGAGUGAGCAGUUCCUGACGGAGCUGACCAGGCUCUUCCAGAAGUGCCGGCUGUCGGGCAGCGUGUUCAUCACCCUCAAGAAGUACGAUGGCCGAACUAAACCCAUUCCGAGGAAGGGCUCAGUGGAGGGCUUCGAGCCCUCAGACAACAAGUGCCUGUUAAGAGCCACUGAUGGGAAAAAGAAGAUUAGCACAGUGGUGAGCUCCAAAGAAGUGAAUAAGUUUCAGAUGGUGAGUUUCUGCUGUUAUCUAUGUCCCUUUCUCAGGGCAAGUCAGCAUAACAUUGAACACUGGGCUUAUUCAAACCUACUGAGAGCAAACAUGGACGGGCUGAAGAAGAGGGACAAAAAGAGCAAGAGUAAGAAGAGCAAAGCAGCACAGUGACGGGCCCCAGAUUCCCUGCUUUCACCAACUAACCACCAAAUUGCUAUUUUUCCUUCGGUUUUUACUUUUGGCCACAAAACUAGGUUUCUGGUUCCCCUACAUUAACUGUUUUCAUGUGAGAUUAUGUUCGUUUUGGACGGAAGGAGAGCUGUGAUGUUUACAGGGUAGUUAUAAGAAGCCAGUUUAUUUUAGAUCUGGCUAGUUGGUCUAUGUUGCCUACUUGUGUAUUCCUGGAUUUUAGUUAUAGAAUCUGUAGGCAUCUGUGCGAAGAACAAUGCAUCAUUAAACCUGUCUAUUUAUCA
Myotis daubentonii (Daubenton's bat) is the source of this 808-nucleotide messenger RNA. RefSeq names its product signal recognition particle 14 (gene SRP14). The record is from RefSeq and is a predicted model, not a curated record. Gene Ontology annotation, biological process: SRP-dependent cotranslational protein targeting to membrane. Gene Ontology annotation, molecular function: 7S RNA binding; endoplasmic reticulum signal sequence receptor activity. Lineage: Eukaryota; Metazoa; Chordata; Mammalia; Chiroptera; Vespertilionidae. Gene Ontology annotation, cellular component: signal recognition particle, endoplasmic reticulum targeting.